UCGUUUCCAAAGAUUUAACUAGUGCAUGAAUAUUAAUCGCGCAUGCGCGGGGUGUUCACACGAUAUCGAUCGCAAGCAUGGCGGACGCCGGGUUUUUUCGGGGUACCAGUUACGAUCAGGAUAAUCGGUUUGCGAACAAACAGAAGAAGCUGAUGAAAAACAUGAAGUUUGCACCAGUACUGGAGAAAAAGGUUAGCACCAGCAAGAUCAAUAUGGACACUCUCAAACCCUGGAUCACUCAGAAAGUCACCGAGAUGCUUGGAAUUGAAGAUGAUGUCCUCAUUGAGUUCAUCUAUAAUCAGCUGGAAGAAGAGAAUCCAAAUCCCAAGACGAUGCAGAUCAACUUGACAGGAUUUCUCAAUGCCAAGAACGCAAUGAGGUUUAUGUCGGAGCUGUGGGAGCUGCUUACCAGUGCUCAGGAAAACAUCGCAGGAAUCCCAGCUGCCUUCCUGGAACAGAAGAAAGAAGAGAUCAAGAAGAGACAGAUGGAACAAGAGCGCAUCCAGACUGGACUCAAGCAGCUGCAAGAAAAAGAGGAAAAGAAGGAGUCGUCAAGGAGUCGCCAUGGCAGUGAUGUGGAAGAAGAUGGAGACAAGGAACGCAAGGAAAAGAAGACUCGAGAACGUCAUGACAGCGAUGGAGUAAAUGGAGGAGGUGAUCGGGCCAGGGAUGGAUCCAUAACACCAGAAAAGAAGAUUCAUGCACGACCUGGCAAGUGGGAUUGGGAACCUCAUAAGUCACCGCAGAGGAGGGACAGUCGUCAGUCUCGCUCACGUUCUGGAUCACGCAGCGGGUCAGAGUCUCCCAAGACCAAACCCAAGACUGAAGAUGACAAACCUUCCUCUCCAUCACCAAAGGAGGAGGAGGAUGUGAAGCCUGAUGUGGUCAAAGAAGAGAAACCUGAGGAUAAAGCAUCUGAAAGUGAAGAUGUUGCAAAGAAAGAAGAAGAGGUGAAGAAAAAAUCCAGGCGUCGGCAUGAAUCUUCAAGCUCAUCAUCAAGUGACAGCUCACGAUCUAGGAGCAGGAGUCGAUCUCGGUCCAAAGACAGAGACCGACGCAAAAAGAGAUCUCGCUCUAGAUCUGUCAAGAGAAAAAAGACUAGACAUCGUUCUCGCAGUCCUCGUAGGUCAAGAUCACGGUCUCCACGGCGACGAUCAUCACCUCGUCGUCGAUCACCAGCCCGUAGACGAUCAAGAUCACCUUACUACUCCAGACGCAGACGAAGCCCAUCUCCAAGAUACAGAUCAAGGUCUUCUCCUAGGCGGAGAUCAAGAUCACCACGAAGACGCAGUCCCUCACCACGGCGACGUCGUCCAUCCCCAAGGAGGAGGAGUCGAUCACCAAGGAGACGCAGCCCUUCACCGAGGAGACGGACAGAGAGAAGGCGCUCUCCAAAGAGAAGCCCGUCACCCAAAAAAUCCCGCCGUGCUCGGCGAGACUCAUCCAGCUCAGAAUAUUCCUCCAGCUCCUCUGGCUCCUCACACUCACCAUCACCUUCCCCUGUCAAGAAGAAACCCACCAAGACUAAGGAAAAGAAGUCCCCCUCCCCUUCCCCUGUCAAGAAACCCGAGGUAAAAUCUCCUGGAUCUGAGUCAUCAAGUGAAGAUGAUGACAAAUCUCAGAGCGGUGGGGAUAGUGAUGGAUCAGCAUCACCUCCUCCUUCUCACUUUAAAUCAAAGGAAAAGAAGAAAGAGAAGACUAAUGAGGCAGCCAAGGGGAAAGACAAAUCGGACGCCUCUCCCGACAAGACCCAAGAGUCCAAGCCUCUGGUUAAGAAGAACCGAUUCCCACAGCGCCACUAUCGACGCCACUCCUCCACUGACUCCUCCUCUGACUCUGAUAGUGACAAGGAGCAGCCAAAAACUGGAGGCAGGAGACGCAGUCGCUCAGACUCCAGGUCACCGAAGAAAAGGCGUCGGAGCAUUUCACCCAGACGAAGAAGGUCUCCAUCACCUUACAGACCACCUCGUCGAUAUCGAUCACCAUCCCCACCCCGCAGACGUUACCGUUCCCCUAGCCCUUACAGACGUCGUAGAUCCCCAACACCUCCACGUAGACGCACCCCUCCUCGUAGACGCAGAUCACCCUCCCCAGCAUACCGAAGGCGGAGCCCUACACCUGACAGACGCAAAAGCCACAGAAGCCCAACUCCCAAAAAGAAGUCAAGAUCUCGGCGCAGCUCAAGUCCUUCAGACAGACGAAGGAGGCCCUCUUCUCCUGAUAAAAAAGUCAGUCCCUCACCAACCCCAAAGAGCAAGAAGAAAGCAGCUGUUGAAACCCCACCAGGCAAGACUAGAGUCAAGCACCGUAGUCCAUCAGUUUCCAGUGACAGUUCACCUGAGAGUGAUAGGAGUCCUUCACCAGAACGGCCAACUAAAAGAGCCAAAAGCCCUACCGAGAAGCGCAGGAGAAGUCGUACCCCUGAAAAGCGCAGAAGAAGUCUAGAGACUAAGCGCCGCAGAAGUCCAACUCCAGAGAAACGCAGACAGAUCUCAGAUAGACUCAAGAGAAGCCCAACACCUGAAAAGCGAAAGAAGAGCCCGUCUCCUGAGAAACGUAGACGUAGCCCCACACCAGAGAAACGCAGACGAAGCUUAACACCAGAGAAACGUCGUCGUAGUGCCACUCCAGAGAAACGUCAUCGUAGCCCCAUCCCAGAUAAGCGUAGAAGCAGCCCUACUACUGAAAAACGUAGACGCAGUCUCACACCAGAAAAACGUAGACGUAGCCCAACUCCAGAGAAACGUAGACGAAGUCCCAGUCCAGAUGAACGCAGAAGCAGGACCCCAGAAAAGCAUGGAAAGAGCCCCCGUGUAGACAAACGCAGGCUCAGCCCAACCCCAGACAAACAGCGUAAGCGGCCUCCACCAGAGGUGCGAAAACGUAGUCCGACCCCAGACAAGGACAAUGACAGUCCUAGACCCCACCCAGCUGGGAAGUGGUACAGUCCUAGUGACAAGCGAGCAGAGAAGAAGAGAGACCAGUCAUCAUCGGACGAAAGAUCACCCUCCCCUGAAAGGAAGACGUCACACUCAGAGAAGCGUAAACCUCCAGCAAGGGGUCAUGCCUCGCCAUCACCAGCUCCCAGGAAGCGCAGCCGCUCACCAAGUCCAAAACCUCAGAAGAUUUCCAACAAGAAAUCAAGAUCUCGAUCAUCAUCUGGGAGCCCUGAACCAACUCCUGUGAAAGCCAAGAGGAACAUUGAUGGAAGCGAUUCUGCCAAGGGCUCGGACUCUGAUGUCAAAGAUGCAAAGAAGAAAGACAAGAAGAAACACAAAAAGCACAAGAAACAUAAGAAGCACAAGAAACACAAGAAACAGAAGAAGGACCAAGAUGCUGCCGAGGAUUCUGACAGCGAGGGGGAGAAGAUGGAGAAAGAGUUACGAGAGAAAGCUCUUCGUUCCCUCAAACGUACCCAGUCCACAGAGGAUGCAUGAGUUGGUCAAAAGGUUCAAAUAUGUACAUAAUUCAUUUUUAAAGUCCAGUUCACUGUUUGUCAAAAUAUUUUCAGUUCGAUUCUUUUUUUUAGACAGUUUUUUCAGUAGACAAUUUUUUUUGCUGUAGAAAUUAAGGUAGAAGAUAAUUUGCAUAGUUUUCAAUGAACAAGUUUAAUAGUGUUUUAAACAGAAGUGUGUAUUCCAUUUUUAUCCAUCAGCAAAUAUCAAAGCCAAAUGAGGAAUGUGUGAUUGGAAGUAUAAUUGUAAUGUUUCUUUUUAUUCCCACGCUUGGGAUUUGAUUAGGUCAGGUGUUCAAAAGUUAACGAAGACUAGUUAGAUAGCCAGUCACUAUCUGCAGGUGAGUUUAAAUUGAAUUAGAGAUGCUGAAUUAAUAGUCAAUCAAGCUGUGUUGAGUGACUGGAUGAUUAAGAGGAGAAAAAAAAUCACUUUUCAAUAAGAUGUUAUUAACAAAUCGUGAAAAAGUACUUGUUAAAAAAAAGGAAACUCUUUUGUUAGUACAUGUAUUCUGACAUUUCAUCAUUAUAGCGUUGGUUUUAUUUGUUUGGGAGCUCCUGUGUAAUACAUAUUCAAUGAAACAAAUUUUGAGAAAUUUGGGGGUUCUCAUGUACGUGUAACUUAUGGUGCAGUUGAGGAUGGCAAAGCAUGUAUGCAAAUUACGUUGACAUCGGAGUUAGUUUCCACAAAAAUCAUGCCUCUAGCUCUGUAGCAGCACCUCGAGUUUGUAAAAGUGGAUACAACACACAUGUAUGUACUGAUCCGAAAACUUCUUUUUCUCAAUGUGCUCGUUUAAAAAAAAAAAAUUCUCUCAAAUUCUAAACUAAUAUAGAGAUAAGUAGAAAAGUCUUUUUCUUGCUCAUAUGUAGAAUUGUUCACAAGCAGGAAUGAAUCCUAGCUAUCUUCUCCCACUGAUAAGCUGCAAGUUGCCAUGAUAUACAUGUACUGUAGCAGUACGAAGACAAGGAACACAUUUCAGGUGACUAUUCUUAAAAAUAAAGCUGUUCAUUUCAUAUAUUAAAUAAAUUACAUGUCAAUUA
This is a messenger RNA of Patiria miniata (bat star), 4492 nucleotides long. RefSeq names its product serine/arginine repetitive matrix protein 1-like. Lineage: Eukaryota; Metazoa; Echinodermata; Asteroidea; Valvatida; Asterinidae. Gene Ontology annotation, biological process: regulation of mRNA splicing, via spliceosome; mRNA processing. The record is from RefSeq and is a predicted model, not a curated record. Gene Ontology annotation, molecular function: RNA binding. Gene Ontology annotation, cellular component: spliceosomal complex. The coding region runs from base 78 to 3437 and encodes 1119 amino acids. The transcript is spliced from 13 exons.